AUGGCUUCAGACUGGCUCGACUGGGAAGAAAGAGAUUUCGAUGAAUUAAUAAAAGAACUUUCUAGUAAGUUCUCAGAAGAUAUCGAAAAAGUUAUUAAAGAUAUUUCUAAUUGUGUAGAUGAAUUAUUUCCUUAUCGCAAUGGAAAAGAAAAGUUGGAAAAAAUUAUCUUCUACAGUAUUGAAGUAAUUUCAUUAAGAAUUCAACAUCAUUUACAGAACGUCAAGUUUUAUAGCUUUAACCAACUUAAUGAAACCGUUCAAGCAAAAUAUAGACUAGACAAAGGUUUAAAAGAAGAAAGUGCUCAAGAAGUACGAUAUUAUCAGAAACGUGGAAAUUUAGAAAAGAACUCAAACUCUGGACAAAAAGUCUUAAAACAAAUGAAAUCUCAUGUGAUUGACUUAGAACAAAAUAAAUCUGUUCAUGUCAAAGACAUACAUGAGAACUUAAAAUCAAAUCAAAUAGCAAUAGAUUUAACUAUAAAUAUUCAUAAAAUAUUUCAAGAUUGCUUUGUUAUUGAUGAUUCAGAGAUUAAACCAACUACAAUGAAAAUAGCUUGUUCUAUUAUAGACAACUGGAUAACCAGUGGAUUAGUCGAAGAGACUACAUACGGUGAUGUAGUACAUCCAAUAUUAUUAAUUGAAAAAUCAGACUUAGAAACAAAUUCAAGUCAACCGAAAGAAAAGAAAUUUUGCCUUGUUUGUAACCUACAAAUGAUCAAUUUCAUUAUCAGGAAAUUAGAAUCUAAAGGUAGAAGUGCUGCUGAAAUCAUUUGCAAUAUUAAAGAAAAAGCUCAAAUGCUUUUUUCUCGUGUAGACAUGAAAUGUGCAUAUGAUGACCUUACUGAGGAUAUUUAUCUUAUUCGUACUGAACAUUUAAAAGAAGUAUUCUUAUUAUUAAGAAAAUUUUCUUUAAAAGCAAGUAAAAAGAAAUGUUUGUUAAAUCAAACUUCGUUAAUUUUUCUUGGUUUCAAUUUAUCUAAAAAGGGAUAUAAACCAUCAAAUGGAUCUAUAAAACAUAUACUACAUAGAGGAAUACCUAAAACUCGAAAAAAAUUCUUACGUUUUCUUGUGGAAAUCAAUUAUUUUAGACCAUGCCUGAGAAAAUUCCCUUUUUUAUCACUUUCAAUUAACUGCAAAAGAAAACCAAGUAUUCAAAUGUCUUCUACAAAUCCAAAAUUUAUAGAAAUGCUUUCUUAUAUAAGUGAAUUUCUUGCUAAACUCAGAUAUGUUAAAGGAAAAGAUAAUUACGUACCUGAUUAUCUUUCUCGAAUAUCAGAGUACGAAAAAAAAGCAAACAAAUCAAUGAUUGAACAUACUGAUAAUGCAUGUGUUAUAUGCAAACAAUCUAAUGCUAAACAAUUAGUGGCACCUUUGGCCAGAACAUUUGAAACGGCAGAAACUCCAAUGAACGAUUGUGCAGUAGAUAUUUUAGGUCCAUUACCAAUAUCAUUAAAAAAUUCAGAGUAUGCAGUAGUGUUAUGUGACAAUAACACUAGGUUUUUUUGGGCAUUUUCGACAAAAUCAAGAGAACCUGAAGAAACCUAG
Molecule: messenger RNA, 1545 nt
Organism: Strongyloides ratti
Lineage: Eukaryota; Metazoa; Nematoda; Chromadorea; Rhabditida; Strongyloididae
Exons: 7
Coding region: 1-1545 (514 amino acids)
Source: RefSeq, a predicted model, not a curated record